UGAAAGGUAUAUCUAAUCUAUACUUUGUCUGUGGUAAUAGUAUAGUGUUCACAUGGAAUGAGAAAUAUUUACGUAGAAAAAUUUCUCUUUAUUGUGACGUUAUUUCAUUGCAUAAAAUUACUAUAAUUUCUAAGUUAUUUUUUAAAUUAAUGAUUAUAAAUAAUGCAUAAAUACAGUGACAGCUGCAAAAUGAAAUAUUUAGUUGCUUAAAUUUUCUUAAAUAUUUAUUUUCUUAAAUUAAAUGUUUAUUAGUAUGAAUUUCCUUAAUAAUGCAAUGUUGGAAAAAAAUUAUUUUUUUUAAAGUACAUUUUUGACGUUCGAAACUAACCUCUAUACGAAUGAAAGAAACAUCUGUGUUUUUUUCAAUAAUAAAAUUAGACCUUAUUUUUUUAAUUGAUCGUGAAUCAUGAUUAAAGCUAUUUUAGUAUUUAAUAAUCAUGGGAAGCCUAGACUUUCUAAAUUUUAUCAAUACUUUAAUGAGGAUAUGCAACAACAGAUAAUAAAAGAAACAUUUCAAUUAGUUUCGAAGAGAGAUGAUAAUGUUUGUAAUUUUCUAGAAGGUGGAAGUUUAAUUGGUGGAUCCGAUUAUAAGUUAAUUUAUCGGCAUUAUGCUACAUUAUAUUUUGUAUUCUGUGUUGAUAGUUCAGAAUCAGAAUUGGGAAUCUUAGAUUUGAUACAAGUUUUUGUUGAAACAUUGGAUAAAUGUUUUGAAAAUGUAUGUGAACUCGACCUUAUCUUUCAUGUAGACAAAGUUCAUUAUAUUCUCAAUGAAUUAGUGAUGGGUGGAAUGGUUUUAGAAACCAAUAUGACUGAAAUACUUACAAGAAUUGAAGAUCAAAAUAAAUUGGAAAAACAGGAGGCAGGAAUCACAGCAGCGCCGGCGCGUGCUGUUUCUGCUGUCAAGAAUAUGAACAUACCACAACAGAUAAAGGAUAUGAAGUUGCCUGAUUUACCACAAGCUAUAAAAGAUCUCAAAUUCUGACCAGCCGUUACUUCGUUGGCUCCAAGCUGACUGAUUUCAACCACAAUCCCAAAUGCAAGUGAUACUACAAGGGUUUUUUUCCCCUCUCUUCAAGUGAAUGAGAAUGCACCAAUACUGUCCACAAAUUCUUCAUACAUUUCACCUCAACAGUAUCAGAGUUAAACAAUGAAGAUUCUCAAAGAAGAGGAUUUGUACCAUGAAAUUUGAAAAAUUGUAUCUGUAUCUAAACAUAAGGAUCUCUGGAGUGUUGAAAGUAUUAAAUUCAAUACAUGAAAGAAGGUAAAAAUUUAUAAAU
Messenger RNA from Bombus impatiens (common eastern bumble bee), 1277 nucleotides. It is a transcript of the gene or, whose product is annotated as AP-3 complex subunit sigma-2. The coding region runs from base 407 to 982 and encodes 191 amino acids. The record is from RefSeq and is a predicted model, not a curated record. The transcript is spliced from 3 exons. Gene Ontology annotation, cellular component: AP-3 adaptor complex; membrane coat; intracellular membrane-bounded organelle. Gene Ontology annotation, biological process: intracellular protein transport; Golgi to vacuole transport. Lineage: Eukaryota; Metazoa; Arthropoda; Insecta; Hymenoptera; Apidae.